UAUGAUCAGAUCACCGCAUCAAAUAUAUUCAUGAUCAGUCUGGUUGCGUUCUCUGCUGUGGCUCGUGUGUAUGCCAUUUGAUGAGAUUGAUCAAUGAGACUGCGCUGUUGUCACCAUUGUUCUUGAACAAUAAUUAUUCUUUGGCUUCGGUGCUUGAUUCGGAUGGCUCCGACUCAUGCAGCUACGGCGGAUCUCAGAUCAAAUGCUGACACGAGGCAUGUUCAUGUUGUCGUGGAUCGCACAUACCUGCGGAUUGGCUUCGCUGGGUUGCAUUUCGAUUCCCCCCUCCCCACCUUCUAUUAUCCUGACAUUCUGGCCUAUCAACAACAUCAAAUUUCCUUCAUGAUGGCGGGUUCCUUGGUCUUUUUUCAAACUACUUUAUGUUUUGAUCGUGGCAUCCGAAAAUUCACAUCAAUCGGAGGUGUUUUUUUAUCCCCGAUCGUAACCCUUAAAUCAUCAGCGUCAUCAUUAUGGCCAUAUCCGACCAAGAUAGGCGAUAAAUGCGCCUUUCUAUUUGCCCCUUGGUCUUGUCCGGUUCAAGGCUCAGUUCAGACGGCCCGAUACGACAACGGCCUGGAGAUCCAUAACGACGUUGAUACUGAUCGGAGGAAACAGCAUCAGCUUGGCUACAUCCACUUGCCUGGGUCCCAGCUCCGACGUCUGGUGUCCCCCUCGCAACACCCAUCACCCCUUCGCGCCCCAAGCGUAUUUUGUUUCUCGGUGCACCCCCCAUUCUUUCCGAAGCUUUCAAAAUCGCGCACCGAACGAACAUCGUGACCCGGAAUUGAUUUGGUAUAGGAGUUGUGUAGGAUCACCCCACCCCUUCUACCCUGUGGCACGACACAGUGUUGCGAACGUUCCCUCGUUGCAGGCAGAUAACCCAAAUUCCAAAUACGCGGAAAACCCCCUUUGUAUUGGCAGAUUCUCCGCCUCCGACACCAAGUCAUUGUGUGGCGGAAAACUAUAAAG
Messenger RNA from Cantharellus anzutake, 969 nucleotides. RefSeq lists its product as uncharacterized. The record is from RefSeq and is a predicted model, not a curated record. Lineage: Eukaryota; Fungi; Basidiomycota; Agaricomycetes; Cantharellales; Hydnaceae. Bases 163 to 777 code for a protein of 204 amino acids. The transcript is spliced from 6 exons.